GCUGCUUGUGUCGGGUCUGUACCUCCACAGCUCUGCAGCAGCCUCCCUCCGCUGAGGCCACCAGGCCAGUUAACCAUGAGAUAAUUGAUGCCUCUCUCCUAUUGUUGUGCGGGCCUCGCCCACUGGCCUCAGAGUGUGGGAAAGCUAAUCCUGCCUGGGACUCAUGGCUUUGUAAUGCUAAUGUGGGCCUAUAAAUAGAGGAGAGGGCUCCCCAGUCACAUCACAACUCACUCUGCUCUCCACCAGGAUGGCUCCAACCAACACCAGAGACUCUCCCAUCUCAGUGCUCUCUACCAAAGACAGACACAAACUGAGGAAACCAGCUGUGGAGAAGAUGCGCAGAGAUCGCAUCAACAGCUGCAUCGAGCAGCUCAAGGUCCUGCUGGAGAAGGAGUUCCACAAACAGGAUCCCAACGCCAAGCUGGAGAAGGCCGACGUGCUGGAGAUGACGGUGGUGUUCCUCAAGCAGCAGCUGCAGCCUCAGAGCCCCAGCGCUCACACGGCUCACAGCGACGGAUACUCCCACUGCUGGAAGGAGACGCUGCACUUCCUGUCCCAAAACUCCCUAAAGGAGGCGACGCUCCCACACCUCCAGCACCUCCACGCUGCCCACAGAGCCGACAAGGACGCCUGCCCCACGCCGGCCCUCUCCUCCCACAGCCACAUCCAGGCUGCAGGGAAACAGCCGCCCGGCCCUCACAGAGCCGUGUGGAGACCCUGGUAGAAGCUGCUCUGGAGCUCGGAGGGUGGAUGUUCUCCAUCAGGAGGAGACUGACCUCCAGAAGAUUUAUCUGACGGAUGUUUCGUUUUCAUAUGUCUAGAGAAAAAAAGUGACAUUUGUGUUUCUUCAGAUUGAAGAGUGUUUGCCUGUUGCUGAGGCAGACGGUUCAGGUUGUGCUCUGUUGAUGCACUUUUACUGUAAUUCCUCCUCCUGUUUGCAGCGAGGAGUGUGUGUGUGUGUGUGUGUGUGUGUGUGUGUGUAGAGACACUGUCAAAAGCUUUGCCUUAAACUUCAUUAUCAUUCUGAGUCUGUUAAUGGUGUUUUAGUAUGUUUAAUGCCUUUUGUAAAGGCUGUGUCGGAGCUCCAGAUGCUCCACAGGAGGCAUCACCGUGCUGUGAAAUGAUUCGUUGACACUGUGUGUUUGCAGACGACUUGUUAAAGUGAUUGAACGUGGAAACAAAAACACUUUUCCUGUGGAAAAGUAAAAAAAUCCUUUAGAAGUGAUUAUUUGUAGUCUCAAAAGAGAAAUCUCAAAAUAAAGAUUUUUGCAAAUGAUAUUUGUUUUUUCUGUAUUUUCUUGUCCAAAUGUUAUUUUCCUUCUGAUUUUUCAAUGACGGCAUCUUUAACAGUCCCAGAGGUAUAAAUGAUGAAUGUAGACAAGGCAGUGACCUGCACUGAGCAGCUGUCACAGUUAUCUCUAUAAAACAUGUGAAUCUGCUGCCGAGUGUGAUCAGAGAGAUAUUGAUCGGGCGUCUCUCAUUAAUCAGAUAACAGGAGCAGUUGUGUGUAAACCAUCUGAUCUCGUGGGUUUACGGCUUUCUC
Seriola aureovittata is the source of this 1543-nucleotide messenger RNA. Its product is annotated as transcription factor HES-5-like. The record is from RefSeq and is a predicted model, not a curated record. The transcript is spliced from 2 exons. Gene Ontology annotation, biological process: regulation of transcription by RNA polymerase II; anterior/posterior pattern specification; regulation of neurogenesis. Gene Ontology annotation, molecular function: RNA polymerase II cis-regulatory region sequence-specific DNA binding; DNA-binding transcription factor activity, RNA polymerase II-specific; protein dimerization activity. Bases 248 to 724 code for a protein of 158 amino acids. Gene Ontology annotation, cellular component: nucleus. NCBI's taxonomy places the organism in Eukaryota, Metazoa, Chordata, Actinopteri, Carangiformes, Carangidae.